AUGGCCUUCCAUUUCAACCUCACCACCGUCCCGGGGUACUUUCUCCAAGACGAACCAGAUACCGAUCCCGAUGCUUUCAACUACGUCUCAUCAAACUUCGGCCUCAUAAACCGCACCUACAACACAGACACCGACCUCGACAUACGCAACACAACCCAAUGGCAACGCUUCGAACACCACCUCAACAGCCUGAACCAAGAAUCUCACCACAAAUCACCAAAUGCCACAUACCGCCUGCUGUUCCUUGGUAGACACGGUGAGGGGUUCCAUAAUGUCGCGGAGGAGGAAUAUGGUACGAAGCUGUGGGACUGUUACUACUCCCUCCAAACCGGCGACGCCAACAUAACCUGGUUCGACGCACACCUCACAACCGCCGGAAUCAAGCAAGCGCAGAUCGCAAACGGGGCUUGGAAAAAGCAAAUCGAGCAUAAGGUGCCGUUUCCGGAGUCGUUUUAUGUUUCUCCGUUGCAUAGGUGUCUUGCAACGGCGGAGACUUCAUUCAAAGGGUUGAAUGCUACGCCCGUCCCGUUUAGGCCGGUUGUUAAGGAGUUGCUCCGCGAAACAAUCGGCAUCCACACCUGCGACAAGCGCUCGUCGGCCUCACACAUAACCACCUCGUAUCCCGAUUACAUUAUCGAGAAGGGGUUUGCCAAUGGCACAGAUCCGCUCUGGAGACCCGAUGCACGGGAAUCCAAUUCCAUGCGCGACGCGCGGUUACGCGAUUUGCUGUACGAUAUCUUUGAGCACGAUGCGAACACCGUGCUCUCGCUGACGGCGCAUUCCGGGGCGAUUACGAGUAUUCUGAAUGUUGUUGGGCAUCGGGAGUUUGCGUUGGCGACUGGGGCCAUGAUUCCGGUUGUUGUGAGGGUUGAGAAGGUUCCUGGACCGAAGCCGGGGAUAGAGAUUGAGCCGCCGAGUGGGGUGCCUAGUUGUGAUGAGUGA
Messenger RNA from Aspergillus glaucus CBS 516.65, 942 nucleotides. Its product is annotated as phosphoglycerate mutase family protein. Gene Ontology annotation, cellular component: cytoplasm. Gene Ontology annotation, molecular function: phosphatase activity. The transcript is spliced from 4 exons. The record is from RefSeq and is a predicted model, not a curated record. Bases 1 to 942 code for a protein of 313 amino acids. NCBI's taxonomy places the organism in Eukaryota, Fungi, Ascomycota, Eurotiomycetes, Eurotiales, Aspergillaceae.